AUGCCCCGCCAACCAUCGUUGAGGGUCUCUUCUUCAACGCUUAGUACCGUCCGUCGACGAGUCAGUGCUCAAGAGCCUCCCCAUGAAGAAGACCGCGGCCCUCAUCGCAAACCCACCAUCAAGCUCCUUCCAAAAACCCAAGAAUCGCUUCCACAGUCCUUCUCAUCGUCAUUUCUCAACCUCCCCUACGAAAUCACAAGUCCGGAGACAUACGCACCUUCUACCUUUCCGGACCCAGAGAGCCUCGUGGUGCCAGAACCAGAGAGCCCCGUGUUAACUCAGGAGCAGCUGAGCAAUAUCCCCUUGACACCUCGCCCCGACCCACCUUCCCGAGCGUCCACAGCAUGUUCCUGGGAAUCUACGGAAACGAGAGUAUCUCAAAUCUCACGCUUGCCCACUCCGGAUUUUACGAACCCUUCACAGUCCACUUUACAGAGGGGUGCUGGGUCAUUGAGGAUGUUGUUACCCAAGAGGUUAAGUUAUAUCUCUUUUAACAUUCCUCAGACCGCUUUUUGGUCUGGUGGCAGACCGGAGUUGAAAGCUCAGUCAGAGGCCCGUCACAUUCCUCCUCAAAUUCCAUUCUGGGCUGGUAUCAGGCCAAACUUGAACGCUCUGCGCAACCAAUCAGAGGGGUCCGCCAAGACGCGGAUUACAGCUCGGACGACGAAUUCCGUCGACUCUGGCCACCAUGCGCUUAUUCCAUCUAUCGGAACUACGGAUAAAUUUACACACAAGUGGCCUAAACCCCAGUCGUUGAAGUAUCUUAACUCUCGGACGAAUAGCACCAGCAGCAACGGCAGCUCCGUUCACCUUGACCAGGCAGCGUCACUUGCUUUGGAAGAAGGCCAGGGACUUGGAGUAGGUAGCGUAAUGAGGUGGACGACGUUCAAGUGGUGCCUCGUGCUCUCCGUCUCGACCGUGUUUGUGUAUGGCGCUGCUGGAUUGGCAUGUGCGAUUAUGACGUGGUUCAGGACAUGGGACAAAGCGGAUGUGAUGUCCGUAGCCGAUGGCGAUAUCCUUAUUCUCAUCACCCUCGCGGCCUCCAUCCUCCUCUUCACCUCCCUAGUGGGCAUGUCCGGGACCCUUCUCAACUCCCGCCCCAUCCUAGCCGUUUAUACCCUCUUGUUAUGGCCCGCCUUGGCCUCCCUCCUGGCAGUCGGCUACAUCAGCUACCAUCGCGCCACCUUCUCUCUCGAUCACAAGCUCAACCUAUCCUGGAGCCAAUAUUACACCCCCCUCGGCCGGCUUCUAAUUCAAAACUCGCUGCACUGCUGUGGGUUCUACAGCGCGCUGCACGAAGCCACGUUUAGCAAACGCUGUUACCCGCGCACGUCCCUGCCAGGGUGUAAAGGGAAACUGUACCGGUUCGACCGGGAGAAUCUAGCUGCGAUAUGGAUGGCGGUGUUCUCCCUUGUUCCUUUGCAUCUGAUUAACAUUCUUGUGGCGCUGCUUUGUGCGAACCAUGUUACGAGGACGUUUGGGAAGGGCAUAACACCGAAACGGUAUCGGUUGAGUAGUGAGGAUGUUAAGGCAGAUGCGGAGAGGAUAUUGAGUGGGAUUGAUGGAAGGGGUACGGUACGGCCUGUGGUGCAACCGGAGUAUUCGAGGGCGGGUUCGAGUGGGGUUUUUAGAGAAGAUAGAGAAGAUCGUACAACUUUGUUGAAGGACGAGGAUUAUUGGUAUACAUUAUAG
Messenger RNA from Laccaria bicolor S238N-H82, 1692 nucleotides. RefSeq names its product tetraspanin Tsp2 family (gene LbTsp2-A). Lineage: Eukaryota; Fungi; Basidiomycota; Agaricomycetes; Agaricales; Hydnangiaceae. The record is from RefSeq and is a predicted model, not a curated record. The transcript has 2 exons. Bases 1 to 1692 code for a protein of 563 amino acids. Gene Ontology annotation, cellular component: membrane.